GUCGCCUCAACCCUUGUUGCGGAAGCACUCGCAAUGCGCAGUGCGAUUUUAAAGGCAGCCGCUCAGCCGGACAUUGCCGAUUUAACGGUGUUCUCGGACUCUCAAGUUCUUGUUACACUUAUCAACGCAAAGGAAAUCACGACAGAGUUAAAAGGGAUUCUUCACGAUAUCACUUUGCUCUGUAACUCCUUUGCAUCUAUCUCUUUUGUUUAUGUUCCAAGGGCAGCUAAUGUUAGAGCUGAUUUCCUUGCUAAGGCAGCCCUUUUGGCUUUGUCAAGUUCCUCCAUUUCUGGAGUAGUCGUCAGAAACAACCGAGCAGCUUUUGAAAUGGACGGUGCCACUUACCAAAGAUUCCCAAAGGUGAAGAUCCGUGAGCUUAAAGAUGACUACGCCAAAUUUGAGCUCCGUGAAACCGACGUUUCAAUGGCCAACGCUCUCCGUCGCGUAAUGAUCUCCGAAGUCCCCACCGUCGCAAUAGAUCUCGUCAACAUCGAGGUUAAUUCCUCUGUUCUCAACGACGAGUUCAUUGCUCAACGACUUGGUCUCAUCCCUCUCACUAGCGAGCGUGCUAUGAGCAUGCGGUUCUGUCAAGAUUGUGAUGCUUGUGAUGGAGAAGGACAAUGCGAGUUUUGCUCUGUUGUGUUUCCUCUUAGUGCUAAGUGUGUUACUGACCAAACCCUAGAUGUUACUAGUAGAGAUCUCUACAGUGCUGAUCCUACUGUUACUCCGGUUGAUUUCACUAUUGACUCGUCGGCUUCUGAUUCAAGCGAGCAAAAGGGAAUUACCAUUGUGAAACUGCGCAGGGGACAAGAGUUGAAGCUUAAGGCGAUAGCGAGGAAAGGAAUUGGGAAAGAUCAUGCAAAAUGGUCUCCUGCAGCUACUGUUACGUAUAUGAAUGAGCCUGACAUAAUUAUCAAUGAAGACAUGAUGAACACUUUGACAGACGAGGAGAAAAUAGACUUGAUUGAGAGCAGUCCUACCAAAGUUUUUGGCAUUGACCCAGUCACCAGACAGGUUGUGGUGGUUGAUCCUGAAGCAUACACUUACGAUGAAGAAGUGAUCAAGAAAGCUGAAGCAAUGGGGAAACCGGGGCUCAUUGAGAUCUAUCCGAAACAUGAUAGUUUUGUAUUCACUGUUGAAUCCACAGGUGCACUGAAGGCUUCACAGCUGGUACUAAAUGCCAUAGACAUCCUGAAGCAGAAGCUUGAUGCAAUCCGUCUCUCGGAUGACACUGUAGAAGCCGAUGAUCAGUUUGGUGAACUCGGUGCCCAUAUGCGUGGAUGAACUCGUGGCUAAUUCGAUAACAACAUGUGAAGAUCAGACUAAUAUAUUAAUUGUAGGGGC
This is a messenger RNA of Arabidopsis arenosa, 1344 nucleotides long. The record is from the annotation of a GenBank genome assembly. Lineage: Eukaryota; Viridiplantae; Streptophyta; Magnoliopsida; Brassicales; Brassicaceae.